UCGCGUCGUCUUCCACUCUUCCACAAACACACUCACCUUCAUCCCAUCGUCGACUAGCCUCCGACCUCCGCCUCUUCUAGUCACACAGCAAGGAACCUCCAUCUCCUCCCAGGUAACUUUCAAAAAUGGCAAACAAAAGAAUGCGAAAGCUAAUACAAAAUAGCCAAAGACGAUCUACAAGAGAAGAUUCAAGUAACAGAGGAGUUGAUCAUGAAAAUGAAUCACAAGACACAACAUCUCAUUCACCAUUAGAGCUACAAAAUGAGGAGGUUAAUGAGCAAGAUGAAAAUGAGAUCAUGCCUUCAUCCCAAGCUCAGAAAAGAAAACGUGGAAAGACUAUUAUGAGAGAUAUUCAUGCAUUACAUCCCGAUCAUAUGCUGGUAGUGAAAUUCAAUGAAAGGGGACAGCCUUACGGUGAUCUACAACCGACUCUUGCAAAUUAUAUUGGGACUAUUGCACGGAAUGGAGUUGUGUUGCCGCUGAGCUUUUUAGAUUGGAGAAAAAUGCCGACAAAUUGCUUGAAUGAUGCAUGGAAACUUGUUACUGCACGUUUCUGCAUCUCCAAUUGCCAUAGAAGAGUUAUAAUGCAAAUGAUGGGGGCUGCGUGGAGACGGUGGAGGACUGAAGUGAAAGCUACAUCUUAUGAUUCAAAUACUCCACUAGAAGAGCUUGUUGCUAUACAACCCAUUCCUCAUGGGUUGACACUUCAAACAUGGGAGAUUUUAUGUAACUAUUGGAAGUCUACCGAGAAAACUUCAAAGAUCAAUAGAGAAAAUGCGAACAAAAAGAAAGGGACUCAUGCACAAGGACACACUAAUAUUCCAUCAUUGGAAUAUAAAUUUUCUCAAGAAAAUGGAAGAAAACCGAGUCGUAUUGAAAUACAACAAUUGAGUCGAAGAAGUAGAAAGAAAGGAGGCGCCCCUAUUGAUGACGAGGCAAUACGAAUUGAGAAUUUACUUAAAGAGACUGUGGAUCGUCACCUUCAAGAUAAACCUGAAGGAACACAACCAAUAGAAGUCCAUGAGGAGACAUUUCGUGAGGUUUUUGGACCCGAGCAUUCUGGUCGGGUACGAUGUUUAGGAGCUGGUGCGCUGCCUAGUCAAGUGUUCCCAGAGCUAUGUAAACGUAGCUCAAUGUAUUGGCAAGACUAUCACUCUAAUUCAGAUAUGACGGACAAAUUUAAGGAAAUGGGAGAGAAAAUUAAAGAUAUGGAGUUGCGAGAAGCACAACGACAAAUGGAAAUAGAGCAGAUGAAAAGACAAAUGAAAGAAAAUGAUCAAUUCCAAAAUUUUGCACGGGUAAUGCUCAGUAUGAUGUCGGGUAGUGCUGGAGGUUCUCAUGGACCUGAAUCAUUACCGACACAGAUGGCAGCUAUGCUUACAAAUAUUAUGCAAUAACAAGUUUCAUCAACUGCGGAAGGAAAUAGAUGUAGAUCCUCCCCAUCACCAGAAUCAGAUAAUAACUAGACAGAAUUUGACCCAACGAUCAUUAUCUUUUUUGAACAAGCCUGGAAUGUCUAUAUUGCUCCUUGAGAUAUUAAACUACAGACUACUUCCUCUAUACAGGUUGCUAUUGAAGGUUGGAGCAAAUGCCUUUUGUCGCUUGAAGCAAAUGGCUUUUGAUGCUUUAUUGGCGGAGAAAACUUGUUAUUGAAGUUUCUAUAUAUUUUGGGAAUUAAAGAAAGGAUUGUA
Molecule: messenger RNA, 1691 nt
Organism: Zingiber officinale
Lineage: Eukaryota; Viridiplantae; Streptophyta; Magnoliopsida; Zingiberales; Zingiberaceae
Exons: 11
Coding region: 126-1397 (423 amino acids)
Source: RefSeq, a predicted model, not a curated record